AUGGCCGUCAUCCACAUCCAACUCCAACAACAAGGCCCGCCGGAGUCCCCCGCCAUACACGAACAUGGCAUACAAGAUGCCCUCAACUUCAUUCCGAAUCGUCUUUCACCCGACGAUGCGCUAAACAAGACAGACACACUUGACGACCUCUCUCAGACACUUAUACUGACAAAAUUCGACUCAUACCUGGGACUCGACGGGCUCCCGUACGAAUUCUGGAAGCACUUCCACAACCGAACGAAGCAAAUGCUCAAAGAACGAGCACCAUACACCGACCCCCUUUUUCUCCUGGAAACCGCCUUCCGAGAUAUCGAGCGACACGGCUACUGCGCCUCUGCCAACCUGAAUGAGAGCCUCCUAUGCCCGAUACACAAGAAGGUCCCCCUAGACCUUUCCCCAAACUACCGUCCGAUCACCCUCCUCAACACGGGCUACAAACUCUACACAAAAUAA
Messenger RNA from Peniophora sp. CBMAI 1063, 453 nucleotides. The record is from the annotation of a GenBank genome assembly. NCBI's taxonomy places the organism in Eukaryota, Fungi, Basidiomycota, Agaricomycetes, Russulales, Peniophoraceae.